AUUAUCGGCCGACAACAAGUGCUCUUUUAUUUUUGUGAGUACCGGGUCACUUGUGUGCGGUCCAAACAACUUGACUUACAAGUAUGCCAUUCAGUUCUUGGUCGUCAACGGUGGUGAAGAGAGUGUGUACGUGUACGUUAAAAGUUCAAUUGUGUUAAUUGUGCGCGCCCGUGUUUUUCUCCUGAGCAAUAUCAAGGCAACAACAACAACAAUAACAACAACAGCAACAACAAGAGCCAAUUUAUCUAUGAAAAUACUGUAUUAACCACUCUAUAUGUAUUUUGGCGCUUAAACUAACAUCAACAACAACAACAACGACAACAACAAAAACAGCAACAUCAACAUCAACAAAAGUAACUACCUCAAUACCUGUCACAUAAAAGCUACUAUCGCCAUCAGCCACAUCAUCGUCAUCGAAAAUGCCUGCCGUAGCCGCCGUAACAACUGCCGCCCCCACACCGUCUCCUGUUUCGUCAUCGUCAUCUUCAUCAUCAUCGCCAUCGGCCAAUUCACAACUCACAGCCAUCAGCGAAAUCAGCGAACUGCAUCAAUUGCGUGAUUUAUACCGUCGUGAUUGGCCUACCCACUGUGUGGGCUACUAUUGUCUGUGCAAUUUCAUUGACUGGCUGGAGAGGCGUCAGCAGCUGAGCUCAGUGGCGGAUAUGAAAAAUCUGCAGAUAUUCACACUGGACAACGAUUGGAAUAGCGAUGGACUUUUUCUGGUUGUGGAUCGUUACCAACUUUUCAUAAACUCACUGCGGAGCAGCGUGGAAAGUGAACGUCUGGCCAAAGCCAUCUCUUUACUCAACUGGACUUGGCCGGGUUUCAAAGUAAGCUCGUUCCGAGAAUGUCAUCGCCCCGCAGUGCUGAGUGUGGUGCACGAGAAGCAGCUACGCUUGGAGUACGACAGUCUAACCGUAAUGUAUUAUAAACCUUGCGAGGAAGUAUUAAAGUUGCCAAUAAAUUGUCCCGAUGGUUUUUUGUUACGUCCGCUAAAUGCCGCAACUGAUGCUGACUUAAUCGACACACUCUGGCCAAAUCAUCAUCAGGGCUCACGAUUUUUGAUUAAACGCCUCAUCGAAUGGAAUGCGAAUAUGGGCGUUUACACCAAAGACUCCAAUGAGCUAGUGGCAUGGUGCUUGCGCCUCCAGGGCGGCUUUCUCGGCGCUUUGCAGGUAAAAGAAAAUUUCAAACGUCGCGGUUUGGGUAGCGUGGUUGCGGCAGCCACUGCGCGUCGCAUUGCCGAGCAAGGCGAUGAUGUAAUGGCAUUGGUGAACGAGGUUAAUCUCGCGUCACGUGGCAUGUUCGACAAGCUGGGAUUCAAGAUUGUCGAUAAAUGUUAUUGGCUGCGUACAUUCCCUACAAGUGACGUGGAGCGGAUGUGGCCAGACGGCGAGUAGGAGACAGUAAUGCGCAUAAAAUUCUGAAAUGUGAAGAGAAAUAUUUAAAAAGAA
Messenger RNA from Ceratitis capitata (Mediterranean fruit fly), 1454 nucleotides. RefSeq lists its product as uncharacterized. NCBI's taxonomy places the organism in Eukaryota, Metazoa, Arthropoda, Insecta, Diptera, Tephritidae. The transcript has 6 exons. Gene Ontology annotation, molecular function: acyltransferase activity, transferring groups other than amino-acyl groups. Bases 420 to 1400 code for a protein of 326 amino acids. The record is from RefSeq and is a predicted model, not a curated record.